AUGCCUUCCUACAUUGUGAUGUGCAAGGAUGACGCCACCCCCGAGCAGGUCGAGGCGGCCAAGCAGCACGCGCGCGACCAGGGCGGCAAGAUCGGGCACGAGUACACGCUGAUCAAGGGCUUCCAAGUAACUUUCCCUGAUGACAAGAUUGUCACGCUCGAGAACCAUGAGCACGUCAAGCAUGUUGAAAGGGACCAGGAGGUGAGGACAUGCUGA
Molecule: messenger RNA, 216 nt
Organism: Thermochaetoides thermophila DSM 1495
Lineage: Eukaryota; Fungi; Ascomycota; Sordariomycetes; Sordariales; Chaetomiaceae
Exons: 4
Coding region: 1-216 (71 amino acids)
Biological process (GO): vacuole fusion, non-autophagic
Molecular function (GO): endopeptidase inhibitor activity
Source: RefSeq, a predicted model, not a curated record